GAUCCGACAUUCUGAUUUGUCGUUUGUCAUGAGUGUGUUUCGGGUGAUUGGAAGCCCAGCUGCGGCAGUAAAGGCAUCGUUAUCUGCCGGUCAAACCAUCAAGGUCGCAUAUGCAGCUGUCGCAGUAUCCAAAUCUCUCCUAACUAUCGAUAGAGGUCACUAUGCUUCUCUGGCCGGUCCAGCUGAGCUUGUUCUUUCUCCGCAGUUCUCUCCUAGCGUGUUCGAGCUGAGCCAGAAGUGGACUGUAAACCCCAGGAACCUGGUUGCCUGGAAUGCCACAUUCAACAACAACGUUAUGGAGGGUCCGGGCGAAAUGGUGCUCAGCGGGCGGGGCGGAAUCUGCCAGAUUGACGUUGGCGUCGGAGAAACACUGGUGGUCGAAGCAGAUAAACUGGUCGCCCACACUGCUUCUGCUGGCAGAACAAUUUUCAGAGAGUCACGAUUCGAUGUGGCAUCAGCCUGGACCUCGUGGAUGUGGGCCGGAGUGAAGGACGCUGUUCAGUGGAUUGGCAAAAAAAGUGGAGAAACCGUAAAAGGCGUCUCUUGGCUAGUGUCGAAACUUGGUGCACCAAAGUUCGACGCACCACAGCUCAAAGCAGCACAAGAGGCAAGCGAGGCAAGCGAGCCAAAGGAGCCAAAGGAGCCCAAAAGGUCCUUUGAAAUGCCACAAAACGUUCUGACCGUUCUCGCCAAAGCCCGUCACUACAAUGCCGUCAUUAGCGACAAGGCAUUCCACUGGACCCACUCUCCCAAGUACGUGUUUAAUGGACCCUGCAGUGUGCUUAUUGCUGCAUCAAAGCAUUGA
Messenger RNA from Wickerhamiella sorbophila, 805 nucleotides. RefSeq lists its product as hypothetical. Lineage: Eukaryota; Fungi; Ascomycota; Dipodascomycetes; Dipodascales; Trichomonascaceae. The record is from RefSeq and is a predicted model, not a curated record. Bases 29 to 805 code for a protein of 258 amino acids. The transcript has a single exon.